AUGCAAGUGCCGGCUCUGGGUCUCGGAGGCUUCGCUUAUCCAAGCCCCUUCCCCUGCGCUCCCCUCUGCUCGGACUGUACCCCCAGACCAAGCAUCCGCAAGUCCUUCAGCAUCGACGCUCUCCUCUCCAGCCCGGACAGCAUCAGCCCCUCUCCCUCCUCGGGGAGGACCGGGCUUGGCUGCUGCUCUGGCCGGAGCUACGCCCUGGGCUCCGUUCCCCCCGGGCUGGCUCUGAGCCCCCCGAUCCCGCAGCCUCUGUACCCGGGCUUGGUGCACCCCCAUCCCGGCUACCCUCUGUACUAUGGGGCGCCCCUGCUCUACCGGCCAAGUACCUGCAGGGCAGCUCACUGCACACAAGAAUACCCCUUGGCCAAGCCGGGCUACACUCCUUUCAAAUCGAAAGCCAGCAAGUCCAAGCGGGUCCGGACCAUCUUCACCCAGGAGCAGCUGGGCCGCCUAGAGAAGGAGUUCGCUCGCCAGCAGUACAUGGUGGGCUCGGAGAGGUUUCUGCUGGCGUCCACUCUGCAGCUCAAUGAGUCACAGGUCAAAGUCUGGUUCCAGAACCGCAGAAUCAAGUGGAGGAAACAGAGCCUUGAGCAGCAACAGGCCAAGCUGGCAAGACUGGGCAUUGUGGGCACACAGUCCAGCCCAGACUCUCAGAGCGCCGAGGAGGGGCCCUGUCCUGAACCCCAACACCAGGAUCAACCGUGA
Carcharodon carcharias (great white shark) is the source of this 711-nucleotide messenger RNA. It is a transcript of the gene noto, whose product is annotated as notochord homeobox. NCBI's taxonomy places the organism in Eukaryota, Metazoa, Chordata, Chondrichthyes, Lamniformes, Lamnidae. Gene Ontology annotation, molecular function: DNA-binding transcription factor activity, RNA polymerase II-specific; DNA binding. Gene Ontology annotation, biological process: neuron differentiation; regulation of DNA-templated transcription; central nervous system development. The record is from RefSeq and is a predicted model, not a curated record. The transcript is spliced from 3 exons. Bases 1 to 711 code for a protein of 236 amino acids.